AUGCAUCAUGUUCAUAAGCCGGCUCCGCAAGAUGCGCAAGAGCAAGUCGCAAAACGUACAGCGGAAAGAGCUGUAGCUCCACCAUGCCCGGAUCCUAGUGCGCACCACAAAAGCCACUCAAAGAACAAUGCACUCCAGAAUCAGGCCUCAGCUGCAGCAUUGUACUCCACUAGCCCAAUGAGAUCAACCCAAAGGGCAAGCAUCAACCCUCUCGGACCUGACGGGAAGCUCUCAUCGGCAAGCGCUGCCACCAGCCUCAAAUACGCUAAAGCUCACGAGCUCCCUAGUUUCCCCGUUGUAGGAAUCGAUGCAAAAUCCUCAGCCGGAGCUGCCGCACUCCUUGCAAACCAGAACAAGAAGAGCCCAGAGUGGUGGAAACCCGAACAAUCAUCCGCUGCUAGCAAAGCUGCAUUGCUGGCUCAUGACUACAAGAUGGCUCCCCUCUGGCAGCCCGAGGCUAGUGCAGCAGGUUCCAAGGCAGCUUUACUUGCUCACAAAGAUGGUGUGAAGCUGAACCUGUGGACCCCCCAGGCAAGCGCUGCAGGUAAUUCUGCCGCAAACAUCGCGAUGCGCAAAAAAGGUCUGAGCCCAGAGACUGACUAUGGAUACACCGACGACGGGAGAAAAAGGGCUUUGGUCGCGGCGACAGGUGCUCACUCUACUGCUGGACGCAAGCGCGCAAACUCAACUCCUGCGCCCCCGCCGUUGUAUCCUGAUUCCAAAAACUCUGCUAGAAACGCCCUGAAUGCUGCCACCAUAGCUCAUAGCCCGUCUAUGAGAAAAUUUCAAGGACCUUCAGUCACUGAUUCCAACCGACUCGGUUCUGGGGCGAUGGAGGCAGCUCGCAUUCAACACGCUAAGAGCAUCCCAAGAAACAUGUACGGGAGCGCACCGCCCGUUGCCCCAGAGAUAGAAGAACAAAGGCGCAACGACGCACUUCGAGCUUCAGCAAUUGUGAUGGCGAAGAAAAUAUAUGAAGUCCAACAGAAGCAGGCUGAUGGAGCCUCCGGCCGAUCCGCUGCCCAUACAGGUGCCAAUGCGGCACAUGGUCAACGAGCACCCGCUGGUGAAGGAGACAUCAAGGAGCAAGCAAUGCGCUAUGUUGGCAUCCAGGAAGCUGCUCAGAAACUCGCUCAAGAACGACUGGCUAAGAUAGGAUACGAUGAGAAUGCCGCGUAUCGAAGCCACUAUGGCUACGAGAAGCCUCGCUCGAAGUUUUCUAUGCGCCGUGGGCGGAAUCGUGCUUAUAGUGCCUCCGAGACUCCUGCCCAAAAUGAAUAUGAUUCUGACUCAGACGAGGAUGACUUCCGAUCCCGACGAAUCCGCUCGCAGAUGGCGCAGUUCAACAAGCAGCUGGCAGACGUUGACGCGAAGAAGCGUGAUCAGGAUCGAAAAGGUCUUAUGGCUGCAGCAGAACGUAAAGUUCAAGCUCAAAUGCAGGGACUUGAUAAGAAGAUCUUUGAUGAGACGGGUAGAAUGUCUCAAUCCAUGUCUGAUGAAUGGGAUGAGAAAGCUAGAAAGCGAGCGGUGGCCAACUCCGAAAAUCGUAUGGAGAACCACGGCAAGAUUCACUUGGGCAACGGCAAGUGGAUGGACCAAGCAGAGAUUGAUGCUAUAGCUCAAGCUAGAAUCCAGCCCACACUGGAUGAAAUCACCGAAAAAACAGACAAGCGCAGGGGCGAGGAUGAGAAGCGAAGAGCCGCAGAAGAGGAGCGAAAAAACCAGUUGGCGGAGAAAAAGCGCCAAGAGAGGCUUGAGAAGGAGCGUAUCGCGGAAAUCAAAGCUGGAGAGAAAAACGCGAAGGACGAAGAAAAGAAGGCUACGAAGGCACGAAACGCCGAGGAGAAGGCUACUGCAAGACAAGACAAAGACGUCGAGAAGACAAAGAAAUCCGGAGAUGAGCGUCAUGUCAAAGACUUGAUCCGAAAGUCAAAGGAAGCUCCAAGAGAUACUCCAGUUAGGGAUACACCGUCAUGGGCUACUCUGGACGUGGGUGAUAGAGAUGCGACUGCAGAUCAACAUGAUGACCUCUACGAGGAUCCCGGUCAUCCUCAGGCAGUCCAGAAGACUGUGGAACAUGGCUCCUCUGACCCGAUCUCCCCGACUUCUCAAGGCUCCUCGAAAGGGUUCAAAUCUAUCAUGAACAAACUGAAGCGUCGAUCUAAGCCCCCUUCCGCAGAUAUUACCGACUCGACCACCAGCAACAACAAGACCAUAGACAAAGACGGUCCAGGUUUCAUCGGCGGUGCUGCCCUUCGCUCCUCAACCACCUCGCAAUCACAAUCCACCGAGGCUGACCCUCAAACCCCGCAAGCGUCUCAUGAUAUCACCACAGCACAACGACCAACAAACCUAGGGGAUAUCGAGCCGACAUUCGUGCCCCAUGUAGACCGUCUCUCGGACGUGUCGUCUCUCUCUAGCGACGACGAGGAGAGAGGUCGGCUGCGAGCAACGCGUGUUAUGAGCAACGACACUGUGACAUCUACCGAGCCGGACUUUGAAGAAGCCAGAGACCACUUCGACACGGACUUGGCACCACCGCCUACCUUUACCACCGACACCGAUAAGGCGAGGAAGGGCAGCCCGGUUCGUGACUCGAGGUUCAUCGAGGUGGGGAUCUAG
Dothidotthia symphoricarpi CBS 119687 is the source of this 2622-nucleotide messenger RNA. RefSeq lists its product as uncharacterized. The transcript has 3 exons. Gene Ontology annotation, biological process: eisosome assembly. NCBI's taxonomy places the organism in Eukaryota, Fungi, Ascomycota, Dothideomycetes, Pleosporales, Dothidotthiaceae. The record is from RefSeq and is a predicted model, not a curated record. The coding region runs from base 1 to 2622 and encodes 873 amino acids.